Colletotrichum karsti is the source of this 1341-nucleotide messenger RNA. Its product is annotated as GPI anchored protein. The coding region runs from base 1 to 1341 and encodes 446 amino acids. The record is from RefSeq and is a predicted model, not a curated record. NCBI's taxonomy places the organism in Eukaryota, Fungi, Ascomycota, Sordariomycetes, Glomerellales, Glomerellaceae. The transcript is spliced from 2 exons.
AUGCGUUCCCUCUCACUCCUAGGGCUGCCGUCCUCUCUUCUGCUCCUCAUAGCAGCCCACGUCGGCGCCGAAAACCCCACGGCAAUCCGCAAAAUGCCACCCAACGCCGGCGAGAAGCUCCUCCCCGACGACCUGUCCUUCGCCGAAGACGUCUUCACCGCGCCCCUCACUCCCCGCGAACAACUCCUCGCCGCCCGCAUGGCCGACGACCCUUUCCUCCACAACGCCUCGUAUCCUUACCGCCCGCCGUUCAUGCAGCACAGCUCCAAGGCCGGCCUGGGUAGCUGGGAGCACCUCCGCCGCGCCGUCGAGGUACUGCAUAUUCUCGAGAGCAGACAGGCUUGUCCCACGAGCACGAACAGUUGCGAGAACAUUGGUUCGGCGAACAAGUGCUGUAUGAGCAAUGAAGUGUGCGUCAAGGUGGAGGACGAGUCGGUUGGAAACAUCGCCUGCUGUCCCAAGGGUGCUUCUUGCAAUGGUCCCGUUGGCACAUGUCCUGUUGGCACGACGAGCUGUUCUACGAGCUUGGGCGGUGGAUGCUGUAUCCCGGGAUACAUCUGUCAGGGAUCUGGCUGUGUCCCCAGCCCUCCUCCCCAACCUUCGACAGUCACAUCGACCAGGACGGCCACGAAUGGUGGGGGCGGCGGCGGCGGCGGCGGCGGUGGUGGUGGAGGAGGAACAACUGGUGGUGGUGGUGGUAGUGCCACUACCCCCGGCCAAACCAUUACAUCUACAGUCACGUCAACAACGACACUCGCGGAUGGUAGCACCACGACCGUAGUGAUCAUCGUCACCGUAACAGCAGGGCCCGGCACAGUCACAAGGACAAGUACCACAACCUCGACAGCAACACCCACCCUGGCCCCACCAACCACAACCACAGCGGGCUCGACCGGCGGAGCCGCCCCUCCCUUCCGGCCGACCUCCACCGCCUCCGGCGAGACCUACAGCGCACCUUUCUGCCCGACCGGCUUCUACGCCUGCCUGGCUCGCGCCGGCGGAGGGUGCUGCCAGACGGGACGGGACUGUGCUACUACCUCAUGCCCGCCCACGCCCUCCACCACCAUCAUCACCAACGGGGUCACCGUCGUCGUCCCCGUCACCGACGUCCCGGAGGCCCAGGCCACGGAGACGUGCGCCGGCGGCUGGUUCCUCUGCGGAGACGAGGGGGGUCCCGUGCCCGGCUGCUGCCCGAGCGGAUACUCGUGCGGCACCGCGAGCUGCUCUACCGUCUCGCCGUCGCAGACGGGGGAGAUACAGAAACAGUUCCCCAACUCCGGGACGAGGCUUUCGGCGUCCUUCGCUUUUGUCGCCGGCUCACUUUUGUUCGCUAUGAUUUGA